AUGGAUGGAUGGAUGGAUGAGCACUGCUGCAGGUGCAGGAAGAAGGCGUAUAAAAAGCAGAGUAUCGGACGCUCCGGUGGUGUGGGAAGAGCAAGGAAGCACGCAAGGAAACGAGGCGUGGAGCCGACGGGAACGAUCAGGAACUGUGCGCCGUGGGGGCGAGGAAAGGGACGGCCGGCUUUGGUUUCACCUGCGUGUUGCGUGGAGGACUCGAGGUCGAGGGGGGCCGCCGGUUCGGUUGUACCGCACGCAACCGCCCGCCGUGGAGGACCCAGCAGCGGUCAAAACGGCCGCGGGUGGUGGGUGGGGAUGCCGCGCGGGCGGAUGGGAUGGGAUGGGAUGGGAUGGUUUGGCCGCUGUUUCGGCCGUUUCCGGGGCGGGCGGGCGGGGCGUGGCGUGGCGUGCGAGGGCGCAGGCGGCUCGGGCUGUCACGUGGACGGAAAGGGGAUCGUCGCUUGGGUUCCUUGCGGUGUUGGGCACGUAUGGUACGACCGGCUGGCAGCCGCUGCGUGUUGGGGCGGGGCGCCGACGACGAGGCCGGCGGGCGUGCGUGCCGCUCGUCCUCUCGUCGACCCGGCGCGGCGGCCAUCAACGUCGGCGACCAGGGGUGGGUUCUGGCUGUUGCUGGGGGAGAUGCAGAUGCGCAGGAGGUUCCGGUUCGGGCUUCAUUCCACCGACCUGUUAUUUUUUGUGAUUUGUAGGAUGGUGUGGCUUUUGAACGAUGUUUAUGACGUUGAACACCGGGCCUAUUUGAUGUCGGAGAAGAAAAUGGAGCUUACGCCCUUGAAGAUCCGGUCUCAUGGGACAUCAACUGUAAUGCAGUACGAUGAGCGGUACACACCAUACAUCGAGAUGACAGGACUCCUUUCAUUCAUUCAGCUUGUGAGUCAGUCAACACCCACUCUGAACGUUGCGGCAGUCACUGCACUCAUUGAUCGGUGGAGGCCGGAGACACAUAGUUUUCACCUCCGGAUCGGAGAGAUGGCAGUUACUCUUCAAGAUGUUUCCAUGAUCACCGCACUUCCGAUCGAGGGGAAGCCUCUUUGUAUGAGCACUGAUUUCGAGGGAUGGCGACAACAAAUGGAGGCCCUUAUUGGUAUGUCGCCUCCAGAGCCGGAGGUAGAAGAUGGAGGGAAGAAAGAUAGAGUCCCGGCUGGCGCUCCUUUCACUUGGAUUGCCGCCAACUUUGCUCAUUGUCCUGAGGACGCAAAUGACGAGGUGAUCCAGAGGUAUGCUCGCGUGUACAUGUGGUACGUCAUCUCUAGGACUAUCUUCGCUGACGGCACCGGCAAGAAUGCUCCAUGGAUGUGGCUGAAGGCAUUGACUGUUUUCGACAACAAGUUCACUUGGGGCUCGGCCGCAUUGGCUACCUUGUAUCGGCAGGUAAUAAACUGUUAA
Molecule: messenger RNA, 1398 nt
Organism: Hordeum vulgare subsp. vulgare (domesticated barley)
Lineage: Eukaryota; Viridiplantae; Streptophyta; Magnoliopsida; Poales; Poaceae
Exons: 3
Coding region: 1-1398 (465 amino acids)
Biological process (GO): meristem development; meristem maintenance
Source: RefSeq, a predicted model, not a curated record